UGAUGCAGUAAACUAAGAAGUAUGUAAGGAGUAUUAACAUAAUACAAAUAUACAAUCACAAUAUGAUAACAUCGUGUGAUUAUGCUUGCAUUUCUCCAACCUAUCACUUAACUCCCACUUGUUUUGACAUUUAAAAAAUAUUCCGCAAAUGAAGCAAUACCCAAUAUUCAAUAACAAAAGACCCAGUUCUAUAUUCAACCAAUUACGUGCUUCUCAUUUUCUCCCUCUAAGUAACCCUUCUCACAUCAUUUCUUUUUCUCUCUCUUCAUCAUCUCUCCUAAUCCUGCAAAUUAAUAAUUUGUUCAUUCUUUGGAUCAUUGCAUGAGAAACAUUUUGGAGAUAUACCAGAAGGUUUUUCAAGAUAACUGAAUAAAUGGCAGCUGGUUCUCUAAGACAUGAACAUCCAAAGGAAAAAUACAAGAUGGCGUCUUUCCAUGUAGUUUGUAGAUCAGUAAUCAAUCAUCCAUUUCUUAUGGUUAUGCUAUUGAUCUUUAUAUGUUUGCACCAAUAUUUCCCUUUCCUAUUUUCUCUUUUGGUUUCUGCUUCCCCUGUUGUUAUAUGCACAGCUAUUUUACUUGGGAUCUUAUUGAUCCAUGGACAACCAAAUGACAACAAUGUAAAGAAUUACGAAGAGAGGAAUAAUACAUAUGUGACUAUAAGAACUGGAGUAAAAGAUCACACAUCUAGUGCUGAAAGAGAAGGAGUCUACUUUAAAGAUAGAUUUGCCGAGGUAAGAAAAGACAUAGUAGAGAAGGGCAUGAGAGCUUCAGGAACUUUAGGUUCUGGAAUCAGUAUUGAUGGUGACUACGCUAAUGGUGUUAAUCGGGAAAACUGUCACGCAGAGCUUACUAACAGAAGCAAAAUUCACAAAGAGAAAAUUAAGAACAGUUUUGAGUUUGCUGACUUUGAAAACGCGGGUGUUGAAGUGCACAUGGAUCGAGAUUUUGAUAAAACUAUCAACGAGCAACAUGAUGUUGGUUUGCAGGAUCAAUUGAAUUCUUCUAUGGGGAUAGAAAAACAUGCAGAUGGCACUAUAUGUCACGAAUAUUCAGAUUGUGAGUCUGAUGGGGCCGAGAAGUCCUCUCUUGAUGCUUUAGUGGCAUAUGUCAUUCCAACUGCUCAGGAGACUCACCCACUUCUAGACUUUGAAGAUCAAUUACAUCAAGGUGCAUCUCAUGAUGAUGCUUCUCUCAAGUUUGAGUUGCAAUCCCUUGAUUCACAUCAAAGUAACGAGGAUUCAAGUGAGGAUGAAAAUGAUAGCGACGUUGAUGAAGAUGAAACUCUAAAUAUUAAAGAUGAUGGUGAAAAAUUAGCUGGUGCAUUGCUGCAAAUGGAGAAGAACCAACAGUUGGAGAGCCUCAUCAAUAAAACAGAUGAUGAAAGAGAUGAGGAGGAAGAGGUGGAAGAAGAUGAAGGCACAGAAGAUAUGGAUGUUGAUGAUGACGAAGAUGAUGAUGAUGAUGAGGAAAAUGCAAAUGUUGAAAAGGAUGCAACUAAACAAGUUACCUUGUGGACAGAGGAGGACGAGAAAAAUCUACGGCUUGUGGGAAAUUCUGAGCUCGAAAGAGAUUUACGUUUAGAGAAUCUUCUGGCAAGAAGAAGGGCAAAAAGAAACUUUUCGCUGAUUUCAGAGAGAAAUUUGAUAGAUUUGGAUCGUCCUGAUCAACCUUCUUUCCAAGUUGCACCCAUUUCCACCUCAAGAGUUAACCCUUUCGAUUCUCCUCAUGAUACAAAACACCAGCAGAACAACCUUCCUCCUAUUCCUGGAUCUGCUCCAUCUGUAAGUGUGCCAAGGAGAAACCCUUUUGAUUCUCCAUGUACUUCUCCAAAAGGAACUCACAAUCUCACAGGAAAUAUUCUUCGAGAUGAGCAUGUGGGAAUGAACUCGAACGAUGCAAUAUUUCAUGAUCAAAAUGAAAGUUCAAGCAUAAGAUAUGACGCCAGGGGGAAGGAUUUGAAAUCGGAGUUUGCAGAAGUUAUGAAACGCAAGGAUGCUGUGUUUCGUCGAUAUGAAAGUUUCAACCCUGGAUAUAAUUUUGUAGGAGAUAGUUUUCGACAAGACUUCACGGAAACAGAUAGAAGAGAUGCAGUACUUCGUAGACACGAAACUUUUAACACUAGAUCAGCAUUUCCUAACACUUCAAGUCCAGCAAAGAAGCCACUUUAUUUGAAGAUGAAACCUGUCUUUGUUUCAGAACAGGUGGUUGAAGAUCCGGAUGUGAGACAUCCUUCUUCAGAUAGAGAGUCCAGCCACGACAACGAGUCCAUAAUGAGCUCCUCUGACUCUGAUCAUACUGAAUCCUCAAAAAUCUUUGUAAAGCAUGAGGACUUGGGACCUGAUAAAGAUGCACUUGUUGAUGGUGAUCAUGUUUCUAACCUAUCUGAAGACACAAGUGAAUCCUCUAACGAGGCAGACUCGCUAAAAGGUGAUGAAGAAGAAGAUUUUGUGGACAGGUUCAAAGCAAGUGCAGAUCAGAUCCAUGAAAAAAUCGAAGCAGCGCAUGAGAACCAUGAAAAUGCGUCUAGCAGUUCAACAACGACAUCAGAAGCGGACCAUAGUUCAGAUAAGACAGUAAAAGACGGUGACGAGACAACCAAUGAAGCUAAUUUCUCAUGUGAAGCUUCUUCGCACAUUGUAGGUGUGAACCACUUAAGCAUGGAGGAAGACCAUGAUACUAUUGAGCCGCCAGUCUAUGAUUCAAGCCCUUCUAGUGUCGGAAAAAAUACGCCAUUUUCUUCUGAAGUUGCUCAAAUUUAAUGUAGAUUUUUUAUUACUAUUUGUGAUUUUCAAUUAGAAAAUAGGAGGAAAAUUGUAACAAUUCUUCUUUAGAUAGAGAUCAUGCUAAUUAUAUGUAAUUCAUGAUAUAAUAGUCUUUAAAGGUUGUAGGAUAGGUACGUACUUUUUUCUUUUAGAAAAUUACUCUGUUUUCCAACUUGAUCUUAGAAUUUUUCAACAAGAUUUUAUAACAUGGAGAUGUAUCAUUUUGAUA
Molecule: messenger RNA, 2990 nt
Organism: Beta vulgaris subsp. vulgaris (sugar beet)
Lineage: Eukaryota; Viridiplantae; Streptophyta; Magnoliopsida; Caryophyllales; Amaranthaceae
Exons: 2
Coding region: 374-2758 (794 amino acids)
Source: RefSeq, a predicted model, not a curated record